AUGGGCAACUGCUGUUUAAAGAACGAUGGUAAGCUGUCCGAGCCGGCGACGAACGCUUCCUCCUCGUCGGUGAAGACUUUCGCACGCAAGCCCGUCCCCGGCUCGGACGUGUUCAACAACGGUACCGGAGGCAGCAGUUCGGCAAAGUUUUUGGCGGCAGGCAACGGGGGCAGCGGUGACACCGCUGCUUCCACGAUUUCUGUCGCUUCCUCCGAUGCACGGGUGGUACUGGACGCGACGAAUCCAGUCGUCUCACCUUCGUCCGUCGACCAGACAUCCGCCGCUACCCCUACCACUACCGUGACCGUUGCCGCUGCGGGCGAAAAAUUGGACGCGAAGGUCGCCACUGCAGCGUCGGCGACGGGGGGCGAAGCUGACAGGAAGACAUUCAUUGCGCUUUACCGUUACGAUGCACGUACCGCCGAGGACCUGAGUUUCUCUAAGGGAGAUCACUUGCAGAUCCUGGACAACAGUCAGGGCGAUUGGUGGUUCGCGCGAUGUCUGAAGACCGGCAAGUGCGGCUAUGUGCCGUCGAACUUCGUCGCUGAAGUGGACACUCUUGCCGCCGAGACGUAA
This is a messenger RNA of Soboliphyme baturini, 576 nucleotides long. The record is from the annotation of a GenBank genome assembly. Lineage: Eukaryota; Metazoa; Nematoda; Enoplea; Dioctophymatida; Soboliphymatidae.